UGGAAAACAUUGAAGAACUACAUUUAUCUCGUACCAUCAUAAAGGAUGGAUUGUACUAUGAAUUAUUCUACGAAGUCAAAAUAACCAGGGUAAGCUAAUUCAUAUAGAAUGGAUUUAAUGUUUGCGUGUUAAGAAUAUCAAAUAACAUUAUCUAAUCAUAUUGAUCUUUACAUAUGCAACGAAUUUAUCGAUAAAACGAAAAUAUCGAAUGAAGAGUUCCACUGGAGAGAUACAAAAGUGGUAUUAAAAUGGAUCGACUGGAGUGGAGUGACACAAAUCUUGUUCCUGGAGAAGAAGGGGUGAAUUUCCAGUCAGGGAUAGCUAUAUAUGACGGACAAGACAAAACCUACUUUGAGAAUGGUACAUUAACGCUUACCACCCACAGAGUUAUUUGGAAAGACAACAGGGACAGGACAAGAGUUUUAGCCUUGCAGCACAGUUUGGUGGUUUAUAUAGAAGAACAGCCCUCAGGGUUCGCCAAGAGUGCCAAGAUAGCAGUCCAUGUGUCAGCAGCAGGUCCCGGGAAGAAACCAGGCCCUGUAACAAAUAGUCGCUAUGACUACAUCAGAUUCUCCUUCAGAGAAGCUGGUGAAGGUCAGUUUUUCAGAGAUUACAAUGAACAGUUGCAACAGAGAAAAUGGGAGCAUGUAUUGCCACCACGAAACCCAGCAGCAACGGCUCCCCGUCAUAGAGCUGGAAUCAUGGGCAUAGAACAAACCAUUCAACAAACACAUGCUAACACAGACAAAAACAUCUCUCAAGCUUUCCAAGAUCUCACAAAACUUAUGGAGAAGGCCAAAGAAAUGGUGACACUCUCAAAAACAAUAGCAAAUAAGAUCAAAGAUAAGCAAGGCGAAGUUACGGAUGAUGAGACCAUAAAAUUUAAGUCCUAUUUGCUGAGCAUGGGUAUCCCUAAUCCUGUUACGAGGGAAACACAUGGAUCGGGUGACAAAUACUACACAGAGCUGGCCAGACAGCUGUCUAAUGUACUAGAAAAACCACUAAAGGAAUAUGGUGGCAUCAUGACGCUGACAGAUGUUUACUGUCGAGUUAACCGAGCCAGAGGCAUGGAGUUACUGUCACCAGAAGAUUUACUAAAUGCUUGUGAAAUGUUCGAAAUUCUACGACUUCCAGUCAGACUAAAGACGUUUGACAGUGGAGUGAUGGUGUUACAGCUCCAGAGUCACAAUGAAGAACAAGUCAUCCACCUCACCACUCAGCUGGUGGAGGAGAAGGGUUCCUUAACUGCUGAAGACUUGUCCAAAGAAGUUGGUGUUUCUGUUAUCUUGGCCAAAGAAAGAUUACUUUUGACGGAGAAGGUUGGUGGUAUCUGUCGUGAUGAGUGUGUCGAAGGACUUAGAUUUUAUUCUAAUCUUUUCUUAACUAAGGUCACCUGAUAAUGUUUAAAAAAUAACAAAAUAUGACUUUGUUAAAUUAUUAUUUUUGUUUAUUCUGUCUGUAAAAUUUGUUUACAGUACAUGUACAAUAUGUAACAAUAAAAGUUAAAAGAAAUAUAAAA
Ostrea edulis (European flat oyster) is the source of this 1519-nucleotide messenger RNA. RefSeq names its product vacuolar protein-sorting-associated protein 36-like. The transcript is spliced from 13 exons. Lineage: Eukaryota; Metazoa; Mollusca; Bivalvia; Ostreida; Ostreidae. Gene Ontology annotation, cellular component: ESCRT II complex; late endosome membrane. Gene Ontology annotation, biological process: protein transport to vacuole involved in ubiquitin-dependent protein catabolic process via the multivesicular body sorting pathway. The coding region runs from base 249 to 1397 and encodes 382 amino acids. Gene Ontology annotation, molecular function: ubiquitin binding; phosphatidylinositol-3-phosphate binding. The record is from RefSeq and is a predicted model, not a curated record.